This is a messenger RNA of Dromaius novaehollandiae (emu), 6058 nucleotides long. It is a transcript of the gene C1QTNF8, whose product is annotated as C1q and TNF related 8. The record is from RefSeq and is a predicted model, not a curated record. Lineage: Eukaryota; Metazoa; Chordata; Aves; Casuariiformes; Dromaiidae. Gene Ontology annotation, molecular function: protein binding. The transcript is spliced from 4 exons. The coding region runs from base 4100 to 4873 and encodes 257 amino acids.
AUGCAAAAGCUCCUUUUCGCCUGCAAUUCCUGACUUCCUGCCUCUAUCCACACCUCCAUCUAUUGCUGUCAGCCAGCCUCGGAGCACAGCCUGCUCGUCACGUCGGCCUGUGUGGGGACAGGCAGUAUCAGCCACAACACAGAACAGCUGAAGACAGAUUAAAAAGCUCUGGAGCUUCUGCAUGCCAGCACCUGGAGUGGAGGCUGUAAAUCUUUCUGAGGACCUCAACUGAGAUGUUACCUGCCAGACUGGGCCAGGGAGUGACAGGGAAGCUUUGAAGGGGUUUUAAAAAGGUAGAGAAGUUCCCAAGAUGCUCUUAUGCCUCAUUCUUCAUUAUGUAGGGCAGAGACUGUUUCUGAAAUAAGAGAUAUGGCCUGGCAAAGUUGCAGAGCAACACCCAUGGGGACUGGUAAGGUGUCAAAGCGCUAAGGUCUGGUAUAGGAUGUGUGGCUGUGCAGGGGAGCUAGCUGGGGGCUGGUUAUUUAAAGCUCUGCGUGGUGAUGGGUACCCACCUCUCCUUUCCCAAUGUUCCCAGGGCAGUCAAAAGCUUUGCUGUUCCUGAGCCUGAAUGCAGGGACAAUAUGGGAGCUUGUGCUAGGUAGGCUUUUCAUUUCUUAUCUUGCCCUGUAAUAAUUAAUGGGAAGCAGUUAAAGAGAAAAGAAAACUCACUUUAAAUAAAAGCAACUAAUGUGCUUUUUCUUCCAAGGGUUGGAAAUGACCAAAUUUGCAACUUCUGAUAACAAAACACAGGCACUGUGUUAGCACACUGUCUAAUCCAGGUGCCUGUUCCUCACUGUCCCAAGUGACUUUGCCCUUUUCCAAGGUGUUCCUGAGAUGGCCUGUGCUAUGAAGUAAUGUCAUCUCCUGACUAAAGGUCUGGGAUGCAGCAGCACGCCAUGUUGUUGUACAUCUUCCACGCUGCCGUGAGUAGCGGGGAGGCAGCACCUGCAGCCCCCGUGCUCCCGCAGUGGGAUUUGCACACUGUCCGGGCUGGCGCGUGCUGCACCAGACGCAAGGCUGGAUGCUGCUCAGAAAAUGCCCUCAGCUCCCCGCACUGUGGAGACAGUCUCCACACCUCCCCUUGGCAAGCACUGCCUUAAUUAACUGCAAUUAAUUAGUCAGUGAUUUUUGUCACAGAGCUAACUUUAUGUUUAUGUGAAAUAGUGGCAACCUGCUGUCUAGCCCUUUCCAGGCUGUCAUGGGAAUUUUGGUGUGAAGCAUAGCAUGAGGUUGGCCAGCAAACAGGUAGGGAUGGGAGAGUGCUCUGGAAACGCUGCCUGAGAAAGCGUCACCUCUGUGCUCGUGCAGUGCUUGGCCUUCACAUCCUUUCCCUCUCAUGGGAUGCUAACAAUUACUGCAUCCUAGCAUGGAUGAUCUGGCAUAAUGCUUUAUCCCCCAAACUUCUGAAGCAGGAGAAGAUUUACUGUAGGGAAAUUAGGAUACUUUUCCAAUGGGAAGAUGCUGCAGCUGCGCAUCGUCUUCCUGAGGUUUGCACCAAUUCCGCUUUUAUAGCAGCAAAGUGAUAUCAGUUGUUUUUUGGUAGGGAUCCCCUUCUAGCACUAGUCCUUCACCUGAAGUCCAUGCAGAGGCAGUUUCCAUUGCUGCACCACAUCAAGGGGCUUCUGCCACUUUUGCAGCUAGUGCACAAAAGCCAGAGCUGCUCUUGUUCUGUAUGUUUCCUUUCUGCUGCCUAAAAAGAUGCUGAAAUUGCCCAAAGAAAAAUUAUUUCCAUCUGAUCACAGCACUUUCUCCCUUGGCUGGAACACUGACUGUGGUUUUGGGUCUGUGGUUUUUGAUUUUUUUUGUUUUUUUUUUUUUUUUAAUUCAUGAAUUUUUUGGUCUUCAUUUCCAUCAUUGUGAGAGUCACUGUGCGACCCAACAGACUAGCUGCAAGUCCUGAAGAAACUACAGCAGGACAAAAGAUCAGGAACCCAGCACAAGUUGAUGCAAGCAAAGAAACAAGAAAAAAGCCCUGCUUUUGCGAACAACCUGGCUGCUGGGCUUCAUAAGGAGUCGGGCUGACAUUCAGUGUUUCAUUUGGACUCCAGCUAGGAAGCUGCAGCAGCCACUGAAAACUAAAAAACCUGAAUGAACAGCAGCUUUCAUAUUAUGAAUCUUUCUAAGCAACAGCAAGGAAACUAAGAGACGGGAUUCUGACUCACAAGUUGAGCAGUGGGACGGUGGCGGUGCCCCGUCCCGCAGGGUCAGGACGCGGCUCCUGUUUGUCUGCCCGCUUCCUCGGCUGCUGCGGCUUUCUCGGUGCGGCGAGAGCCCAGACGGAAAGGAAUGAGCUGUUUCCUGGAGCCCUCUGCAGACGUGGAAACUUUCAAGGGAUCGUGCUUCUCCUGUCUCGCUGGGAAGCUGCUUGUUUGAAACGCGGCGAGCAGGAAUGCACCGCGGUGCCAGCAGAGCCCGCCGGAGCCGUCGGCCGGGGUGGAGGAGCGCCGGGGACCGGGGCAGCUCCCGUGGACCGGAGGCAGCAAAGCGUUUUAGGUGCCCAGGGGAAACCUCUCCCCAUGCUGUUUAGGUGUGUAGAAAGCAGAGUCCCCAGUGCGGCUGCGUCUGUGGUGGCAGGUCAUGGAAAAACGACGUUUCCGCUGGGAAGAGCAAAGGCGCGUUGGGUCCAGGCCAACUUACUUCAUCGGAGAAGUUGCCCUGCAAAUGACUUAACUGUAACUUGUCCUGUGCCUCCACGAGGCAGGGCUGAAUCACCGUCUGGGCUUGCUGUGAAAACGGGACCACUUUCAAGGACCCGCCUUGCCUAGAGCAGGGCCACUUCCAGGAUGCUGCAGACGUGCUCCUGGCAUGGGAGAUACGGGGGGGGAAAGGAGAAUAAGAGCAAGAGUUACUUGUUUAGGAACCGGCAGGCUUCCUUUUGCUCCAUGUUUGUGCUGAGAUAAGGGUGAUAACAGCCCCUUUCACAGGCCAGGAAAUGCGGUGCCAUAGGAGGAUUCAGGUGCCUACGUGCCCUGUUUUUCCAUAUAGCACCCACCUGUAGGUCCUACAUGAAAUCCAUACAAUUCAUGAGUUUUAGGUAUGUGCAGGUAAUAGGAGGGGCAGUUUUCUCAGCAGCCUCAUCUCUCCCAGUGGGCAGGACGGGCAUGGGAAGACGUGGUUGUUGCCAACAUACAGUGACCAUCAGCUGCUGCUGCUUGAGGGCCACACGCUGGUGCAAGUGAAGGUAUUUUCACGGGGAUAUAAAAGGAAGCGCAGCUCCUUGCUGGACAAAGACAUUAAGGCAAUCUACCCGCACUGGAAACAGGUUUAUGUUAAAACAGCACCAGGAAAUUAAAAACAAAACAAAACAAAAAAAAAAACAAAAAACCCCCCCCCACUACCCAGGUGAUUAGAAAUGGAGUGAUCAACUCACUGACCUGUGGCUGGCUAAAUGUUCACCUAGCCCCUUACAAACUGCGGAUGCAGAUCAAUAUUCCUGUACCUCUCCGUGGCCAGGUCCCAGGUUUGCCUCCAUGCCUGCCCAGGGCGCGUUGGCCGCAGGAGCCGUGGCCUCGUGCUGCCUCAGCUUUCCCAGCAGCGUUUCCAACGCCUCUUCUGAUGAGCUCCAGCAUGUUGUAUAAACACUGUGGUCAAGAGGGCGUUAACAGAGGUCAUCUGCGAACGACUAUGGACAGUGGAAAUUUUUAGACCGUGUUGCUUUUUGGGAUUCAAAUACUCCUAUCUGCAAGCUCUCAUGGUUGCAAACAAGCUCCUUAAACUCUGUUUGUGCUGAGGAUCUUGGCUGUGGCCCUGGCAUCGUGUCGGAGAGCUUCUGCCCCGGGUCGCGCCGCGAGAUGCUGCGGUCAAGCAAAGCUGCUGAGCUGCCCAAGCUCUGCCUUGAAAAAAAGUGCAGGCUCUUUCAGCAUUUCGUGGCUUUUCUACAAUGAAUUGUUCAUGAAGAAAGUUUAGCUUCUCCUGGGGGGGGUAAAAAAAAAAAAAAAAAAAAAAUUCCCAUACAAACCGCCUUCAAGAGGAAGUCCAGUGUUCAGACAAACCCAGCCCUAACGAUCCUCGUUUCCUGCCGCCAAAGAUGCAAGGCAGCCUGGAGCACUGAGGAGGUCGGGACUUGCAAGAAGACAAAAGCUGGCUUAGCUGAAGGAAGAUGAGUGCUGCGUUUCUCGUGCUCUUGGUGUCCACUGCAAAUAUCGGGGCCUUGCUGGGAGAGGGCCAGCCGAGACGGGAGCCUCGGCGCCUGUCGUGCGUGCGGUGCUGCCGGCCUUCGGAACAGCCUGUCCCCAUGGCCUCCUCGCGGUACACGAGGAUGAGCAAUGACCCUGCCUAUUCGCUUCCCAAAGUCCAGCCCACCAUAGAUAUCACCAUCCUCAAAGGUGAGAAAGGUGAAAUGGGAGAAAAAGGGUACCCCGGAGCAGUGGGAAAGGAAGGAGAGAGAGGGCUACGUGGCUUUAAUGGACGAAAGGGCCAGAAAGGCCAGCCUGGCCCACAAGGCCAUUCCUGCAAGCAGCUCUAUGCUGCUUUUUCAGUGGGUCGGAGAAAACCCCUUCAUAGCUCAGACUAUUUCCAGCACGUCACUUUUGACACAGAAUUUGUGAACCUCUACAAGCACUUCAACAUGUUCUCGGGGAAGUUCUUCUGCUAUGUGCCAGGAGUCUACUACUUCAGCCUCAAUGUCCACACCUGGAACUUCAAGGAGACCUAUUUGCACUUGAUGAAGAAUGAGAAAGAGGUGGCCAUCCUCUAUGCCCAGCCCAGUGAUCGGAGCAUCAUGCAGAGCCAGAGCCUGAUGCUGGACCUGCAGGAAGGAGAGGAGGUCUGGGUGCGAAUGUUCAAGCGAGAGCGAGAAAAUGCCAUCUAUAGCGAGGAGUCCGAUGUUUACAUCAUCUUCAAUGGCCAUCUAAUCAAGCCAGCUGUAGAGUAGCCAUCCUUCAGCUUUAGGCUCCAAGCUUUGGUAGGGUUUUGUCAGACGCGUUACCAUUUUCCCUCUUAGAAGUGCACCUGUCUAGCUCCACUUGGAAAGAUUGUGGCUGGCAGCAUCUUGGCCUGUGGAUGGGGUGGUCUGUGUAGACGAAGAAGAGGGUGACGUGUUGAUGGAGGGGGUGGUAGGUGGUGUUUUGAGGUGAUGAAAACUGUGAGUACAGAGAAAGCUUUAGCACUUGCAUGCUGCUGGAGAUGAAGCACCCAGAAGGCCCCAGUCUGCAGCCCUGUAUAGAUUCCCAGUAACAUCUCUGGCUGAAUAGUCUGCCAGGUCAGCAGCAAAAAAUUAACCUCUUUGCUCAGCUUUAAAGAAGACGUUUUAAUUAGAUCUAAGGACCAUCUUCGGAUACCGGUUAUCUGGGUGCUAGUUAAGGAAUGUAAUUACUCCUACAACAUUACUAAGAUGUCUUUGCAACGUGCAGUAACUGCUAAUAAAAUGAGGUGUCCACACACUGCCAUCACUUACACCAGCUCUGCUCCACUUGGAGGGGGAGAGAAUGCAGCACUCUUAAGAAGAGUAUUUUGCACAGUACAUUUACCGUAAAUUAUGUUUUUGUUCCAUUUCAUGUAAUAUUACAUUCUGAGAACAUACUGAUCUGGCAAAGCUUUCUCAGAGGCACAUAGUUUCAAGCACAGGUGUUGCCACACACAAUAACUUUGCUAGACUGCUGUAUUCUUAACUACGCUUCUCUCACAAGAGCAUCCAGCAUGGGUGGAAACCUGUCUUUUCCACUUCAAUGAAAACUGUGGGCUCUGCCUUAGGAUCUGAUUUGAGUGCUCACUGCUGAGUGGGAAUUUAAGGACAUCAGUGUGUCUGAACACUACUGUCUAUAGCACCUCAUUUCCAGAAAUUGGAGAAGAAAAUCAGGAAGAAAAAAUAUUUUAUUGCAAACUGAUUUUUGGUUUUUGUAAAAUUUACUGGCAUAACAGUGGAAAGCUACAUGCAGCAGCAAGAAGCCUUGUUUUCAGCAGUUCUUCUGCCCAGUGCCCCAGUCUCGUUUGCAUUGUGAAACAUUUGUAUGAAAGAUAGAACAAAAGGUCUUAUUACGCAAGCUGCUUCACUGCUGUACCUCCUCUAUCCACAGCUGUUUAGAAAAGUAGCUAAAAUAAAGAUACUGCUUUGAGUACA